Molecule: messenger RNA, 456 nt
Organism: Cyclopterus lumpus (lumpfish)
Lineage: Eukaryota; Metazoa; Chordata; Actinopteri; Perciformes; Cyclopteridae
Product: nectin-1-like
Exons: 3
Coding region: 1-456 (151 amino acids)
Biological process (GO): homophilic cell-cell adhesion; heterophilic cell-cell adhesion
Cellular component (GO): adherens junction
Source: RefSeq, a predicted model, not a curated record
AUGGCGAGAGAUCACGGGGCACGCUGCCCGGUCUCUCCGGUGAGGAACGCUUGGCUGGCGGCAGCGGCGGCGAUCCUCCUCGCAGCACAAGGUAUCGGGGCUCAGAAAGUGCGAGUCGAGGACGAGCUGGAGGCGUAUCCCACAGAGUCUGUUGAUCUCCGCUGCGAAUUCAUCGAUGGAGGAGGCCGAACCAAACUCACACAGGUGUCUUGGAUAUGGGAACCUAUUGAUGGUCAAAGGGACAACAUCGCUGUAUACCACCCUACCUACGGACAGAGCUUCCCCAACCCGUCCUUCAAGGACCGAGUUAUCUUCCUCCACAACAAUCUGGAGAACCCGUCCAUUAGGAUCUCGAACCUAAAGAUGUCUGACGCCGGCCGGUACACCUGCGAGUACGCCACCUACCCUACUGGAAACGAACAGGGGACGACCAGCCUCGUCAUGCUCGGUGAGUAG